AAUGAAAUAAAUUGAGAAUAAUUUAUAAAUAUUUAAAUAUUGAGAUAAUUUCAUUUAAACAUUAAAAUGUCUAAAUACGAAACGGCGCAAAUAUGUCGCGAAACAUCACCAUUUUAUCAAUGUGAAAAUGUCUACUAUAAUAAUUAUGGACGCUUAAUGGAUAUGAAUUCAAUCGAAAAUUCGUGGAGUUCAGGAGCUUAUAGAAGCGAUGCAACGAAAUCAAAUUGUUGUCAGCACAAUGAUAAUACCACAACAACAACUACUUGUACUUUGACAGCUAGCAUUACAACAAAUCAUAAUCAAUAUUAUCGAUCGCCAAGCUAUUGCCUUGGAUCCCCUUCAGAUUUAGAAGAUAUGGAAGGCCAACUUCAAGAUAGUUUGUUUACAAACAUCUCACCAAAGCCUAUUUCUAUUGUUCCUCCAGUCCGUGUGAUAAAAAAGAGGAAUACAGCGAAUAAAAAAGAACGUCGACGAACUCAAAGCAUAAAUAAUGCAUUUUCAUGUUUGCGUGAAAAAAUACCAAACGUACCAUCGGAUACAAAACUUUCUAAGAUUAAAACCCUAAAAUUGGCGAUUUUGUAUAUAAAAUAUUUGGUUGAAGUUUUGGAUGGCGAUCAAGAUCCUAAAACAGGAUUUCGAGCUGAUUUGAAGCCAUCGCAUAGAAAAAAUUCCCACGAAAAACGAAAUUAUAUUAGAUAUGACUCUAAGUCAACAAAUCGGCUUGGUAAAGGCCGCACCGGCUGGCCGCAAGAUGUAUGGGCCUCUGAGUUAAUUCCAGAGCAAGAGUAA
This is a messenger RNA of Glossina fuscipes, 789 nucleotides long. RefSeq names its product heart- and neural crest derivatives-expressed protein 2 (gene Hand). Gene Ontology annotation, biological process: developmental process; regulation of transcription by RNA polymerase II. The transcript is spliced from 5 exons. The record is from RefSeq and is a predicted model, not a curated record. The coding region runs from base 67 to 789 and encodes 240 amino acids. NCBI's taxonomy places the organism in Eukaryota, Metazoa, Arthropoda, Insecta, Diptera, Glossinidae. Gene Ontology annotation, molecular function: DNA-binding transcription factor activity, RNA polymerase II-specific; protein dimerization activity; RNA polymerase II transcription regulatory region sequence-specific DNA binding.